AUGUAAAAUUACUAUUAAUUACCUUUAUCUCCAAGAUAGUUUGUAAGUCACAACAAUUGUACUUUAAAUCAAUCUCCAAGGCAUUAUGCUUAAGUUCCAAUCUCUAUAGUCCCAUAAUAAGCUUAAGUUGUUGAUUUAAAAUAGUAUGAAAAAAAAUGGAUGAAAAAAAUAUAACAAUUAGAGGAGGAAUUAUGUUAUUGUUAACAAAAGGCUUCAUAUUUAGAAAAAGAAUAUGUACGCUAAUACACUAUGAUAGGAAGAUUUAGCUUCUGAAGCUUAAGGUUACAAGGAGGAAAUUAGAAAGUUAAAAUCAAACUUAUAUCAGUGUGAUAAAUUAGAUAUUAUGAAUCAAAUGAGCAGAACUUAAGAAAAUAACACUAUCAGUACAGCAUUAGAUUCUGAGAGAAGACUUGAUGAUAAAGAAGAUAAUUUGAAAGAUUAAAUAAUUGAAUUACAAAAAGUCAUCAUAAAAUUAUAAAGAGAGUCAUCAUAAAAUAAAAUAGAAGCAAUCAAAUGGAAGAACAAAUAUAUUGAAGUUAAUAAAUUAUACAAUGAAUUAUCAGUAGAAAAAUAAAAACCAUGA
Molecule: messenger RNA, 583 nt
Organism: Paramecium pentaurelia
Lineage: Eukaryota; Ciliophora; Oligohymenophorea; Peniculida; Parameciidae
Source: the annotation of a GenBank genome assembly